UUCUUUUUUCGCUUCAAUUUUUCUCCUCAUUUUCACAUGAACAUGGUUCAUUGUAAACAAAUUGUUCACACUUUUAAUUAAACGAAAUAAUUCGAUUCCUUCCAAUCAUUUUUCAUCUCAAAUUCAGUCUCAACUUAACUCAAUUUCAUCAUUUGUGCUUCAAUUGUGAGUUGACAAUCAACAGUCAAGAAAAGAUGAAAACUUUCGUUCUUACAAAUGUGAACUUCAUUCUGUUCAAAUUAACUUUGCCUGAUUACACGUUUCGUUUACCAUGGUUAUUCAUCGAAUCACUGGUUAAAUGAACAUUAUUCAAUCGAUGGAUUGAAAUGAAUUCAAAGUGUAAAGAAGAUUAAAGUUUGAUUGAAAAUUUGUUAUGAAUUGAGAGAAGAAAAAGUUGCGUCUUUUUUCGUUUGCCUUACAAUUCCUUCUGUUCCUUGCCUAUUUCGAUAUGAAUGAAACCAUGAUUAACAUUUCUGUUCUUCGGGAAACCCUUGAUUCAGUUAGGGAUCAUUCGGCCAAUCAGGUGACCAAUGUCAACUUUAACCAAUUUGUUUCUUCGUUGAGAAGAGAAUCCAUUCUGGAGAUUGUUUUAUACUCAUUGCUCUUUGUUUCUGGUGCCAUUGGAAAUUUAUGGGUUUUCUUUAAGCAACGACAAAAGUGUCAACGCGAUGCAAGGAUCAACUAUCUUCUUCGUCACCUCAACUAUGCCGAUAUACUGGUCAUCUUUGGUACCAUUUUGAUUGAGAUCAUUUGGAGGAUCACAGUCUAUUGGCAUGGAGGUGAAAUUUUGUGUAAACUUGUUCAAACCUUCAGGAUAUUUGGUGUCUACCUAUCUUCCAUCAUGCUCAUCUGUAUUUCAGUUGAUCGAUACUUUGUUUUCGUCCAUCCGUUAAGCUUCAUCAAUCGAGAGAAGCGCAAAAAGAUACUGAUCCAUGCCUCGUACGUGGUCAGUGCAGUAUCAGCUUUGCCUCAAGCAUUCAUAUUUCACAUUAAAAGGCAUCCUCGAUACCCGGAAUUUGCACAAUGCCUUUCUUCCGGUUAUUUUGAUGCUGAAUGGAAAGAAAAAGUGUAUCAAAUAUUUACUCUCUGUAUAAUGUACUUUGUGCCUUUUUUUGUAACAUUAUUCUGCUACAUUCGUAUCAUUGCAGCUCUCAGUUCACAAAGAGAGUUAAAUAUUACAAUGGAAAUGGUUUCAGAUGUUUCAAGACCAACAAAUGAUGGUGAACAACGAAUCAAUGUUUAUCAACGAGCUGAGAGACGGACUCUUAGGAUGACUUCAAUUGUAGCUUUGGCCUUUGUUUGCUGUUGGACUCCUUAUACUUAUGUAGUCCUUUGGUUUCAAUUUAAUCCAGAUUCUUACCAAUCAACUAAUAUAUUGAUCAUGGAUGUUUUAUUUUGCUUUGCGGUUCUCAAUUCUGUGAUAAACCCAUGUGUUUAUAGUUCCCAUCUUUUUACCAAAAGGCGAAAUAAAACCAGUAAUAACUCUGCUUUAAACAAUUUAAACAAUAACAAUAGUAUCAAGCUUAAUGGAAGUAACGUUAUUAGAGGAAAUAAUAUCUCUAAACUUGCAACUCGUGAAACAUUUUUCUAGCCUCUGUUGACUACCUACCUUGGACCUGUAAUUACCUGAUUGGACCCGUUGAUACUCAACACUUGGUGAUAAGCUACUUGAUCAAUUGCAAUUUUCAAUACUAUUUAAACUUCGCAUUUACUAAAUGGGUUUGCACUAAUGCUCAACAAGAUAAUUAUAAAUAUAAUUAUUAACAGUUAUUAUGCUAUGUAUAGAUUAAUUUACUGAGAAAAUUUUAAUCGCUAAUUGAUUGAAGAUUGUUUUUAUUAAUGCAUUUGUAUCCAUUAUUAAAAUGGUAACUUGUUUCCUCUUUUUCUUCCCGAUGAUGUUUAUAUUAUUAACAAAAUGAAAUUAACGAAACGUUAAAUUGACAUUAAAAAAG
Molecule: messenger RNA, 1952 nt
Organism: Tetranychus urticae (two-spotted spider mite)
Lineage: Eukaryota; Metazoa; Arthropoda; Arachnida; Trombidiformes; Tetranychidae
Product: adipokinetic hormone/corazonin-related peptide receptor variant I
Biological process (GO): G protein-coupled receptor signaling pathway; cellular response to hormone stimulus
Cellular component (GO): plasma membrane
Molecular function (GO): peptide binding; G protein-coupled receptor activity
Source: RefSeq, a predicted model, not a curated record